Molecule: messenger RNA, 2416 nt
Organism: Coccinella septempunctata (seven-spotted ladybird)
Lineage: Eukaryota; Metazoa; Arthropoda; Insecta; Coleoptera; Coccinellidae
Product: proton-coupled folate transporter-like
Exons: 8
Coding region: 892-2307 (471 amino acids)
Biological process (GO): transmembrane transport
Cellular component (GO): membrane
Molecular function (GO): transmembrane transporter activity
Source: RefSeq, a predicted model, not a curated record
CAUAAAAUUAAAUAGAGCAAAUAAUAAAAUAGUUGUAACCAUGAACAACACCAAAUACUAUCUGAUACACUGUCCUCAUCCAAAGAUAUUGCAUCCUCGGUUAUGAUUAAGCUCUCUGCUUCAUCUGAAUUCUUCAUUUUUCGUUUUCUCAGAAAUGAUGCUGUGGAAGUUGAAAUAGGUUUUGUGAAUUGACUAUUGCUUUCCAUUCCUUCUUCAUGGUCCACUUUAAUUUUACGUUGUACUAUAAAGGAAAACACAUUUUUAAGAUUAUUUCGAAUGCCUUGUAUAUAAUUUAGUUUUUCUCUUUUUGCUCUAUACUCUUUCAAUUUAUUUUCCAUCAGCAUAAAUCUUCUUUGUUUAUUUCAGAGAUUUCGAGUCAUUCAUUUAAGUUUACUAUGUUAUCUUUCCUUAAAACAUGUCACGUCAUAAAAUUAACAGUUAGAAAUGUAAUUAAUGUAUGACGUUAGAUCAGGUUAUUUUUCAUUUAAAGACUCGAGUAUACUGAGUGAUAAGAUACCCUAUACCCUUCCACUUUCCAAAUGACUUCUAAAUGAAACUUCAUACAAUUUUUUGAUUUUUACCAGAGGACAGAUGUUUUAACAAAGGAAUCUUUGCUUUGAAAGAAAGUAGACCAAAGUCACAGUUGAUCAGACGUAUCCCAGAUAAUUUGAUUUGUUAUGAUUCAUUGCAUUUAAAAAUAAACAAUGUCCUUGAAUUCUUCACGGUAUCUAAAUGAUCGGUUCAAACAAAGAAACUCGCUUAUUUUGUUCUUAUCAAUAAAUAUAAACAAUUGUUCGAAAUUCAUAUAACAGCAGUAGUUACAUAACUAUGAAAUUGGCUUCGUCAUAGAAAGUAGGUACUGUAGGUGUCCUGUUUUGUGUUAAGGUGAAAAUGGAUGUCUCCAGACGUAGAGGAUUUGGUACUUUUAUAGAAAUACCAAUUUUCUUCAUAUUGUUUAGUAUAAGUUUACAGGGGCCAGUACUCACAAAUCUCAUUAUUUUUCGAUCUUGCUAUGCCAACCUGGGAUACAAUGUGUCAGAGUGUGCUCUACUAGGAUCGGAAAAUAAAGAUAACGAUACUCAAAAAUUGGAAAGUGUAGUUCAACAUUAUGCAAAUAUUAUAUCCAUGGUAGUUGGAAUACCACCCGGUAUUAUUUCUACCAUUUUAGCUUUGUAUAUAGGUUCAUGGUCAGACAAAUAUGGUAGAAAACCAGUGAUAGUUUUAACAACUGCAGGACAUGCUAUAUCUUUUCUUGUAAUAACUGUGUUUUGUUUAUUCAAAAAUUUAUCUGCUUGGUAUAUAACACUUUCGUCGAUUCCUGUUGUCCUAUGUGGAGGCUUUGCAUCGGCAUUUACUGUACUAUUGAGUUAUGUGACUGACAUAACUGAUGAAAACAGUAGAGGUCUAAGAAUGGGCAUAUUCGAAGUGGUGCUAUCAAUAGGUAUGCUCAUAGGAAUGAUUUCUAGUUCCUAUAUAUUCAAUGCAGUAGAUUAUGUAGGAGUUUUCAUGAUAGCUACUGGAUCCUACACAAUAGCCUUAUUGUACACGAUAUUUAUACUUGAAGAAUCACUUCCUAACGUCCAGACCGAGGGUAAAUUCGACUCAUUCUUCAGUUCUAAGGAAAUAAAGGACAUGGCCUCAACUACCUUCAAAAAGAGACCGAAUAACAAACGUGUACUAAUUUUGCUCUGCCUCGCAAUAACAUCUCUUUUCCUUUUCGCUGUUAUGUCUGGAGGCGGUUCGUUAUAUAUGUACCUACGUCUGAAAUUUGAAUGGACCAUGAAGCAGUUUACAUUAUUCACGAGUGUCAGAGAUGUAGCCUCAAUUUUUGGUACCAUUUUUGGUAUUUAUUUCUUACAUAAGAAACUCAAAGUGGAAGAGAUUAUUCUGAUAUUGAUGGGCCUGAUUUCUUGUUUGGGUGGAGCUUUGGUACAGGGUUUGGCAACUACAGAUAUGGACAUUUACUUUGGUGGUUUUGUCCGAUCUUUGACUGGAAAUGUUAGUCCUAUGCUACGUUCCCUAAUUUCUAAAAUAGCCGAUGCAGAUGAAGUUGGUAAAAUAUUCUCGAUUCUAAUUAUGUUUGAGAAUAUUCUUCAGAUGCUGGGCUCUCCGCUGUUUACCUUCAUUUACAAUAGCACCCUGGAUACACAUCCUGAAUUCUUUAAUUUUGUGACUGCUGGAGUUUUGUGUGUAACAGUCGUAUUAGCACUAAUUGUGGCAGCGAUACAUCUCAGAUCUCCAGAAGAACCAAGGUUCACUAUUUUAUGUGAAGAUGCUGCAAAUACACAAGAAAGUGAAGAAAAUUGAAAAUGAACUGGAACACCUUUCAAGAAUGCAAUUGAAGAAACUUAAAAAAAUAUACAUUAUUUCAAUAUUAUAUGACUGUGAUAAUAAGAAUAUACAGACAGAUAGUUUU